AUGCCGGAGAUGGGUGUGAAUGAGCCGUUUGACUUGAUCCGAUUGUCCCUGAGUGAACGUGUUCUUGUAAAGCUACGUGGUGAUAGGGAGAUCCGCGGUAUAUUGCACGCCUACGAUGGGCACAUGAACUUGAUCAUGGGUGACGUUGAGGAGACCAUCUACGAUGUUCAAGUCGCUGAAGAUACUGGGGCAGAAUCAGUUGUGAUUGUCAAGCGCAAUUCGAAAAUGAUGUUCGUCCGAGGUGAUGGUGUGAUUCUGGUCCGUAUACGUUGA
This is a messenger RNA of Malassezia sympodialis ATCC 42132, 273 nucleotides long. RefSeq names its product U6 snRNA-associated Sm-like protein LSm3. Gene Ontology annotation, biological process: mRNA splicing, via spliceosome. The record is from RefSeq and is a predicted model, not a curated record. NCBI's taxonomy places the organism in Eukaryota, Fungi, Basidiomycota, Malasseziomycetes, Malasseziales, Malasseziaceae. Gene Ontology annotation, molecular function: RNA binding.